Molecule: messenger RNA, 3090 nt
Organism: Pimephales promelas (fathead minnow)
Lineage: Eukaryota; Metazoa; Chordata; Actinopteri; Cypriniformes; Leuciscidae
Gene: mtmr1b
Product: myotubularin related protein 1b
Biological process (GO): phosphatidylinositol dephosphorylation
Cellular component (GO): cytoplasm; membrane
Molecular function (GO): phosphatidylinositol-3-phosphate phosphatase activity; phosphatidylinositol-3,5-bisphosphate 3-phosphatase activity
Source: RefSeq, a predicted model, not a curated record
AGGUUACUAUGUUUAAAGCUGAGUGUUAAUAUUCAUGACUUAAGUCUUUGCCAUUGGACGAUAUCGACGCAACGUAAUUAAUAUUCAUGAGCAAGCCAUCACCAUUGGAAGCUUGCGCAGCACAGACCUGAUUAACAUUUAUGAGCGAUAUCCCUAAGCUUUCGCGUCUCUGCGAGUCACAAAGUUUUAGCGUUAUCUGUUGUAUGGCACACGAUGAGCCUUGGACAUGCAACAUAGCGUGAUUUUGACCAUCUGCAAGCUUACAAUAGAGGAUGGACAAGCGACAGACCGCACCACAGUCAAACCCCGAAACCCCAGACAGUCCCACAGGGGCUCAUGUUGAAUGGUGCAAACAACUGAUUGCAGCCACAAUGUCAAGUCCAAUCUCUGGAUCCAUCAGCUCAGAGACGAUUUCUAGAGAGUGCAAGGACUGUGAUGUGGAGGUUAAAGGAUUUCUCUUGGACAGUGACCCUCAACAGACUGCCCCCUCUUCGGCACUCAGAGAAGGAAAUAAGCAGGCUCAAAUGGAGGAGGCUCCACGUGUUCCCGGAGAAACCAUCAAGGCUAUCGUCAAAGACGUCAUGUAUAUCUGUCCAUUCUCUGGGGUUGUGCGAGGGACUCUCACCAUCACUGAUUACAAGCUCUACUUUAAGAGCCUGACACGGGAUUCUCCGUUUGUUCUGGAUGUGAAUCUUGGAGCCGUAAGCAGACUUGAGUCUAUCGCUGUUCAGAGUCACGGAGACAACACUCAAGGACUUGAGAUAGUCUGCAAGGACCUGAGAAACCCCCGGUUUGCGUACAAGAAGGAGGGACAGAGCGAUUUGGAGGUGUUUGAAAUAAUGUCCAAGUAUGCGUUCCCUCUCUCACACAACCUGCCUCUCUUUGCCUUUAAAUACCGAGAGAAGUUUCCAGAAGACGGCUGGAAGAUCUACGACCCGAUCGCUGAGUACAAGAGACAGGGUCUUCCAAACGAGAGCUGGAUCAUCAGUAAAGUGAACAGCAGUUAUGAGGUGUGUGAGACGUAUCCUGCUCUGCUGGUCCUGCCUUCAAACGUCACCGAGGACGAACUGAAGAGAGUGGCGGCCUUUAGGGCCAAACGGCGUUUCCCUGUGCUGUCCUGGAUCCACCCCGAGAGUCAGGCCGCUAUAGUGCGCUGCAGUCAGCCACAGGUGGGCCCGUCAGACCGUCGCUGCAGGGAGGACGAACGGUACCUUCAGACGAUACUCGACGCCAACGCUCAGUCUCACAAGCUCUGCAUCUUUGAUGCUCGCCAAUGCACUGUGGCUGACACCAACAAAACCAAAGAUGGAGGAUAUGAGAAUGAGAGUUUCUACAUCAAUGUGGAGCUGAACUUUCUGGAGAUCCCCAACAUACACGUGAUGAGAGAAUCCCUUCGGAAACUCAAGGAGGUGGUGUAUCCUGCCAUCGACCAACAGCACUGGUUCUCCUCUGUGGAUUCAACGCACUGGCUGGAAUACAUCAGGCUCUUGCUAGCAGGUGCGGUUCGCAUCGCAGACCGAAUUGAGUCGGGUAAGACGUCAGUGGUGGUGCACUGCAGUGAUGGCUGGGACCGCACGGCUCAGCUCACCUCUCUGGCCAUGCUCAUGCUGGACGCGCACUACCGCUCGCUCAGGGGCUUCCAGGUGCUGCUGGAGAAGGAAUGGCUGAGCUUCGGACACCGCUUCGCUUCGCGUGUGGGACACGGAGACGGGAAUCACGCAAACUCCGAGCGCUCGCCUCUCUUUGUGCAGUUCAUCGACUGUGUCUGGCAAAUGACGCGACAGUUUCCCUCUGCGUUUGAAUUCAAUGAGCUGUUUCUGGUCACGGUGCUUGAUCACCUCUACAGCUGCCUGUUUGGGACAUUUCUCUACAACAGCGAGCAAGAGCGAGUCUCGAAGGAGGUUUACAGUAAGACCAUGUCUCUAUGGUCAUAUGUGAACAGCCAGCUUGAGGAGUUUACCAACCCGCUGUAUGUGAACUACGAGCACCAUGUUUUAUAUCCGGUAGCCAGUCUGAGACACCUAGAGCUGUGGGUCAGUUAUUAUGUGCGCUGGAAUCCUCGCAUGAGGCCACAGGUUCCUGUUCAUCAGAGUCUGAAGGAGUUGUUGGUCCUGAAGUCCGAGUUGCAGAAGAAAGUGGAGGAGCUAAAACGAGAUGCAGCUUCAUCACACUCUUUCUUCUCUUCCUCAGAGCAUGAAGGCGUACCCAUGCAGACCACUGUCUGAGCAUUUGGUCAUGAGUGCCAUCUAAAGGCCAUGAAGCCAAUGGCUAAAUCCCGUAGCACUACGUUCAACAAACAUUUUCCAUAAAAUAAGUUUUCUAUGCAUAACUUUUUGAAUUAUUUUUUUAUUUCGUCACUUAUCGUUGGGGGUAGAAACGAAAAUUGCACAUUUGGUUAAUGGCUUUAACAUCUGAGCUUCAUCAAGGGAAGGGUUUCAAACACAUACAUAUAUAUUAUACACGUGUGUGUGUGUGUUUUUUUUUUAAUCAAAUUUUGUAAUUAACAAUAAAAUGUAAUAUGAAAAUAUACUAGUGGCUUUGGCAAGAAUGUUCUUGCUCUUUUAUUGCCUCCAUGAAUUACUACUAAUUAAAAACAACAUAAUUAAGAAUCAUGCAUAAUAUAAAAUCUGUGGAUAAAUUUGCUCUGUGGUAGCGACUGACACAUUUAUUUUACACAUAAUCUGAUAAACUAUUAUUAUUUUAAAUGCAAUUCAAUAUUACUGUGACUAAUUACUAAAAGUUGCCUAAUGCAAACAUAUUUUGUUUUCUAGAUGCGUUUGUAAUGCCAAUUUUUAUUAUUUUGUUAUUUAUACAUUUUUAUAAUACUUGUCUAAUUUGUUAAAUGUUUAAUUGUGUAUAUUAAUGUUGAACACAGAAGGUUGUUGUAUGAUGAAAAAAAUCUUACAAAAACUAUAUCUGCUGCUUUUGGUAGUCCAUUAUAUCUAAUUUCUGAUGUUUCUCUCUGCAAAUGUACUUUUAAUUGGACAAAAUGUAGUUUUUUGUUUUGUUUGUUUUUUAAAUUUUUUAAAGCAUGGGUUUGAAGUACAUGUAAAUGUCAUUUAAGCUAAAUGUUAAUAAUAAAACAUUAAA